AUGGCGCUGCAAAUUCCAACGGUCACGGUCGAUGAUCUCCUCGCUUUCCACGCGCAGCAUUUCCCCCACGCGUCAACGCCAGAACAUAUUCUCUACGGUGUACAUCACGAGGCAGAGACGGCUGAAGAAUAUUAUGACGAAGAGGACGAUGGGCUCGGCUACUAUCCUGACGGCACCAAGCGGACCUUGACUGACGAGCAAAUUGCCAUGUUCCGACACUCGGAAAUCCAAGCCAUCCUUCGCAAACGGCGAUUACAGAAAGAAAACGGCGAAUCUUCUGACUGUAAAUCUACUUCCGAAAAGCCGUCUCCCGAUGUUGCGAGCCCAGCGCAAGAGAGUUCUUCGCAUGUGGUAGACGAUUCGCAGCAGGCUCAGUCAAAGGAGCCAGGGCAAGCAAACAAGCAACAAUGGGCUACAACCAGUGCGAAGAGCAAAGCCAAGGCUAAGAGGAAGAGAGACAGAUAUGCGAAAAGGAGAAAAGAAGUUAGGCUGCAAAAGGGCCUGCCGAGACGAAGGAGUGGUCGCAAUGGUCCAGGCAGUGAUUACAGUGACGACGAGAGUGAUGAGUGGGACCCAUGGCACCAGGCGAAUGGGCCGGAUGCGCAAAAGGACGACACCCUGGAUCUAGACUAUUGA
Bipolaris victoriae FI3 is the source of this 636-nucleotide messenger RNA. RefSeq lists its product as hypothetical. The coding region runs from base 1 to 636 and encodes 211 amino acids. The transcript is spliced from 2 exons. Lineage: Eukaryota; Fungi; Ascomycota; Dothideomycetes; Pleosporales; Pleosporaceae. The record is from RefSeq and is a predicted model, not a curated record.